Papaver somniferum (opium poppy) is the source of this 1932-nucleotide messenger RNA. Its product is annotated as methylcrotonoyl-CoA carboxylase beta chain, mitochondrial-like. Gene Ontology annotation, cellular component: mitochondrion; methylcrotonoyl-CoA carboxylase complex. The transcript is spliced from 10 exons. Lineage: Eukaryota; Viridiplantae; Streptophyta; Magnoliopsida; Ranunculales; Papaveraceae. The record is from RefSeq and is a predicted model, not a curated record. Gene Ontology annotation, biological process: L-leucine catabolic process. Bases 57 to 1808 code for a protein of 583 amino acids. Gene Ontology annotation, molecular function: methylcrotonoyl-CoA carboxylase activity.
AAAAAAAAAAAAAAAUACUUACAGUGGCGGUAUAAGAAUGGAGGAGUGAGAAGUAGAUGCUAACAAAAUACACAGUUCCAAAAAUGUUUAGGAUUUUGGUGAAGAGAGCUCAUGCAACAGCAACUUCAACAACAACAGUAAAAUCUUGUUGUAAUUUUACUGUAAGAAGAGAGUUUAGUUUACUAGGAGUUUUACAGGAUGGAGUAGACAAGAAAUCUGAUUCAUUUCAACGUAAUUCUGAUUCUAUGAAACAAAUACUUUCAGAACUUCAAAAUCAUAUUAAUAAGGUUUUGAUUGGUGGUGGUUCAGAAGCUGUAAAGAGGAAUAAGAGCCGGAAUAAGCUUUUACCUAGAGAAAGAAUUCAGCACUUGAUUGAUCCUGGUUCAUCCUUUCUUGAGCUAUCUCAGCUUGCAGGCCAUGAGUUAUAUGAUGAAGCAUUACCAUCUGGGGGGAUAAUCACUGGAAUAGGCCCAGUGCAUGGUCGUCUCUGCGUAUUUGUGGCUAAUGACCCUACUGUAAAGGGUGGUACAUAUUACCCUAUUACUGUUAAGAAACAUCUCAGGGCACAAGAGAUUGCUGCUCAGUGUAACUUGCCGUGCUUAUAUCUUGUUGACAGCGGUGGUGCUAACCUCCCAAGGCAAGCUGAAGUCUUCCCUGACAAGGAUAAUUUUGGUAGAAUAUUUUAUAACCAAGCACAAAUGUCUUCUGAAGGUAUUCCUCAGAUUGCUAUAGUUUUGGGUUCUUGUACAGCCGGAGGUGCAUAUAUACCUGCAAUGGCUGAUGAAAGUGUGAUAGUCAAAGGCAAUGGAACCAUAUUUCUAGCUGGACCUCCUCUCGUGAAGGCUGCCACUGGGGAGGAGGUAUCUGUAGAAGAUUUAGGAGGUGCAGCGAUGCAUUGUACUGUGUCAGGGGUUUCAGAUUAUUUUGCUGAAGAUGAACUGCACGGACUUGCUAUUGGGCGAAACAUAAUCAAGAAUUUGCACAUGGCUGGGAAACAAGGAAUGAUGGGCGAAUCACCAAGUGCUGUUUCUGAAUACAAAGAGCCGUUAUAUGAUACAAAUGAUUUACGUUCUAUUGCACCGAUAGACCAGAAACAGCCUUUUGAUGUAAGGUCAAUUAUUGCUCGUAUAGUUGAUGGAAGUGAAUUUGACGAAUUCAAGAAGUUGUAUGGCCCGACUCUUGUUACAGGUUUUGCAAAGAUCCAUGGGCAACCGGUAGGAAUUAUUGGAAAUAAUGGCAUAUUAUUUACCGAAUCAGCACUGAAAGGAGCCCACUUCAUCGAACUGUGUGCUCAGCGUAACAUUCCUUUGAUCUUUCUUCAGAAUAUCACUGGAUUUAUGGUUGGUUCAAGAUCUGAAGCUAACGGUAUCGCUAAAGCUGGAGCAAAGAUGGUUAUGGCAGUUUCUUGUGCAAAGGUUCCCAAAAUAACAAUAAUUGUUGGUGGAAGCUUUGGAGCUGGGAAUUACGGAAUGUGUGGCCGUGCUUAUAGUCCGAAUUUCUUGUUCCUUUGGCCCACUGCAAGAAUAUCUGUGAUGGGUGGCCCUCAGGCUGCUGGUGUGCUGGCACAAAUCGAGAAGAGCAACAAGAAAAAGAAAGGGUUGGAGUGGUGUAGUGAAGAAGAGGAGAAGUUCAAGAAUAGAGUUGUGGAAGCAUACGAAAGAGAAGGAAGCCCAUAUUAUUCUACAGCAAGGCUUUGGGAUGAUGGCAUCAUAGACCCUGCCGACACAAGAAAGGUUCUAGGCCUCUGCCUGUCUGCUUCUGUGAAGAAUGUUCCCGAGGAAACUAAGUAUGGAGUCUUUAGAAUGUAAAAACAAGUGUAACCUUAAAAACUUGAUUUCUGCAAUACUUCAGGUCACAUUAACAAGAACAUGGACAAUUUGUAGUUAAGAGUAAAUAAUUAAUAUACUACAGUAACAAAAUAGGUUUAAAGCA